AACUAUAGUUGGCUCUCUUCGAGACCGUAUGCAGCCCAAACCCAGCGCCGCAUGGCAGGAUCGUAUCCCUGGUUUUCGAACGCUGCUGGUUAUUUCUGCUGUCCUUCGCGUUGUGCUCAUACUGUACAGCGAAUGGCACGAUGCACACUCGAUAGUGAAGUAUACCGACAUCGACUAUCGUGUUUUCAGCGACGCUGCCCGAUUCAUUCUUUACCCAAAUCUGCAGGAUAAUAUCGCAAAGGGGCCACUCGCAUCUCCCUCUUUUGCUGUCGGCGAUCCGUACACUCGGGAGACCUAUCGCUAUACUCCACUGCUGGCUGUCCUUCUCCUUCCCAAUGAGUGGCUGCACCCGUCGUUCGGAAAGUACUUGUUUACCGCAUGCGAUCUAAUAAAUGGCGCCCUCAUAUAUAAAAUCCUGAUGUCGCACACCCUUCCCAGUACCAAAUCAUCACCAGAUGUCGCCGGAAAGAACUUGGAACACUCCAUGCGUAUACAUGCAACACUCCUUGCCGCAACCCACCUUCUGAACCCUCUUGUAUUUACCAUCUCAACGCGUGGUUCUUCUGAAGCGAUCCUCUGUACUUUUGUCCUCUUGACAUUACUCUACGCACUUGAGGGACGACAGAAUGCCACCGCCGUGAUGCUGGGGAUCAGUGCUCACUGGAAAAUCUACCCGAUCAUAUAUGGGGUUAGCUGUAUCUCUGUGAUUACCUCACAGCGUGUCAAUGGCAAAGGGUGGGAUUUCGCGUAUCUGCGUUCUCUGGUUGGAAGACAGGCACUUUGUUUCGCCCUGCUCAGCGCAGGGACGUUUGUGAUUCUGGGAGCUACAUGCUACGCUAUUUGGGGAUACCCCUUCCUAUACGAAGCAUAUUUAUACCACACAGACCGGCGAGAUCACCGACAUAACUUUUCUCCUUACUUCUACCUCAUCUACCUCACAUACCCAAUUUCUGGAGGUACCUCAGCCGACUUAUCAAUCUGGCGUCAACUGCUCCGCUCGCCGUUUACAAGUCUUAUACCGCAGUUGACGUUGUCUCUCGGGACCGGCCUCGUCCUCGGCCGACUCUCAGCCGACCUUCCGUUCGUGUGGUUCGUACAGACAUUCACGUUCGUGCUCUUUAACCGAGUGUGCACAUCCCAAUACUUCAUUUGGUAUACCCUCUUCAUACCCCUACUUGUACCUCGCAUCAACCUCUCAUGGAAAACGUGGACGAUGUGUGGAGUGGUCUGGAUGGGCACGCAAGCACUGUGGCUUGCAGAGGCAUACAAAUUGGAGUUCCUCGGCGAUGAUGUGUUCUUUGAGCUUUGGGUCAGGAGUUUGAUUUAUGUUGCUGGCCAUGCAUGGGUACUUGGGGUCAUCAUGAGUGGAUAUACUUUCGUAUGUAACCAGCACACUCAGACGCCUGCGUGGCGCCUCAAAACAGAGUAAUCGAUGGUGCAUAGUUAGGAAAUCACCUACGUUCACAACGGCCUCAACCGGAACACCCACUUAUCGUCGUUAAGAUCCGGUGUGGGCUUUUGAUUGUACACGAGUCUGGGAGUCUUCACGGCGUACGAAUCAGUACUUCAUUCUUGCCAACUUACUGCUCUGGCCAUGGCUGCGUAUUUCAUCUGUAACCUAAAUGCCGAAGUCUAGCCACGGACCAAUACUUGAUCUCUGACAAGCUCCUCUCAAGAUGUGCU
Suillus paluster is the source of this 1683-nucleotide messenger RNA. RefSeq names its product glycosyltransferase family 50 protein. Lineage: Eukaryota; Fungi; Basidiomycota; Agaricomycetes; Boletales; Suillaceae. The record is from RefSeq and is a predicted model, not a curated record. The transcript has 3 exons. Gene Ontology annotation, molecular function: GPI mannosyltransferase activity; alpha-1,4-mannosyltransferase activity. Gene Ontology annotation, biological process: GPI anchor biosynthetic process. Gene Ontology annotation, cellular component: glycosylphosphatidylinositol-mannosyltransferase I complex; membrane. The coding region runs from base 29 to 1429 and encodes 466 amino acids.